AUGACGAGCGCACAAGCAAUGGGAGAAGAACGUCAACAUAGCGCCAUGGUUUCAGACGAGGAUGCCGAGUAUGAGACGGCUGGCGAAACAGGAGGCGACACAACAAUCAUUGCAACAGGAUCCAAAGGAAAUGGAGGAACGUCCAGCGUUGAUCGAAACCCAUCGGACGACGCCGAUCUAGAGUUGAGCGAUCGCGACGCCUCAGGCGAGGAUGUAGACGCAUCGGGCGAGGAGGAUAACGACUACAUGGCACCCCCACAAUUAUCGUCUCAUAACAGCCGGCAAACCGAUCAGGAAGAAGGUGAUGAAGCGGAUGAGGACGCGGAAAGAGUGGAGGAUGCAGAGGGAGAGGAAGCGGAAGCGGAAGAGGACCACGAUGAGGACGUCGACGCAGAAGGGGAAGACUACGAAGACGACGAGGGUGUAGGCGCCGUCAAAUUUCAACCCGGAACUAGAGACGACGACGAUGAAGACAGUGAAAGCGACAAGUCGGACUUUCCCAGCGCUAAUGAAGAGGAGUCAGACGAGGAGGCCGCUUGGGAAGAUGGUGCAGAAGCCGAGGAGGACCAUGAGGAUGAUGAAACCGCCGCAUCAAGCAACUGCAUUUUCUGUGGCCAAGGUGAAGAUGACGAUCCAAGCGAGGAGUUUGAAGCAUACUUGGCCUGCGUUCGUUGCGGUAGUAAUGCUCACCAACAAUGCGCGCGUGAUGCUGCGGCGAUGAAUACCGAAAAUGUCCCUGAGCAUUGGAAAUGUCCAGAAUGUUUCGGUCAAGAAUCCGAUGCCGAAGAGGAAGAUGAGGAGGUGGAAGAUCAUCAUGUCGAUCACGAUGUUGGACUUACCUCUCAGGAAUCGGACAUUCACGGACUCUCGGGUGAAGCGCAUUUAGAACAACAAGUGGAAGACGAGGACGCCAGCUCCCAUGGCGAAUCGCAGCAUGAAGAUGAGGAGGAGUUAGAUGGGGAGCCGAGAGAGGCACCACGCACGCUGAGAAAACGGAAAUCAUCAUCCUUAGAAGACGAUGGCACGACGAUCUCCUUGAGAAAACGUCGACGAAACCAGUCCAACGAUGCAACGUCUGAGAGUACAGCACGAAAUGGAAGUGCUGAACCAGGUCGAAAUAACCCUUCCAGAACUCUACGCCUCAAGGUUUCAAGGCCCCCACCCGUUUCGAUAGAGAAACGCACCCGUACGUCGCUCAUACUUAGGUUCACUGUCAAGCCUGGCAAUCUUAAAGAAAUUCUCGCUCGCAAAAGGCGAGAAAAAAGACGACAACCUGGAACUGUCACACGACCACCUCCCCAACGACCAAUCCCAACACCGAGAGCCACAGCAAUUGCUGCUAUAUCUGUCCUCCCUACCCCCUUUACGUCGGACAGCUACUCACAACCAUUUUAUUUCGACCGUGAUUUAGAAGAGAUGCAAGGCAAACCCUUCGGUGGCAUUCUGUCUGAGGCAGAGGCCGACACAUCCAAAACUCUUCCAGCCGAAGAUGAUGAGAAAAGAUUCAAGGAUGCCCUUCAUCAGGCUGACCAAGAAUGGCGGGCGCGUCUUCUAGCCAUGCAAGAAGAAAGCAAUGCCCCUGUUCGAAAAGCGAAGAAGGCGGCUGACAACGCCAGCCAUAUUGAAUGCAUCGAAUUUGGCGGAUGGGAAAUUGAUACCUGGUACGCGGCGCCGUAUCCCGCUGAGUACUGCACGACCCGUGUGUUGUACAUUUGUGAGUUCUGCCUCAAGUACAUGGCGUCUGACUACGUUGCCUGGCGACACAAACUCAAAUGCCCGGCCAAGCACCCCCCGGGCGACGAGAUCUAUCGACAUGGAUCCGUCUCGGUUUUCGAAGUCGACGGUCGCAAGAAUCCGGUUUACUGCCAGAAUCUGUGCCUUCUUGCCAAGCUGUUUUUAGGUUCGAAAACUCUAUACUACGACGUGGAGCCCUUCCUAUUCUACGUGCUGUGUGAAUACAAUGAGACAGGAUAUCACUUUGUGGGAUACUUUUCCAAAGAAAAGCGAGCAAGUAGCCAGAACAACGUCUCUUGUAUCCUCACAUUACCCAUACAUCAACGAAAGGGCUACGGCAACUUGCUCAUCGACUUUUCCUAUCUACUAACAAAGGUUGAGGAAAAGACUGGCUCGCCGGAGAAGCCCUUGUCGGAUAUGGGCCUGGUCUCAUAUCGUAAUUAUUGGCGGCUGAUCAUGUGUCGGUAUUUCUUGACUGUGAUGGAGGGAGGAAAGUAUGCCACAGAGGGGCUUAGCAUCAAGCGUAUAUCUGAUAAUACCGGCAUGACACCAGAUGAUGUUAUAUCGGCCCUCGAGGGUUUGAGAGCUCUCGUCAGAGACCCACAGACCAAAACGUAUGCUUUCAGAGUUGAUCUGGACUAUUGCCGACAAUAUGUGGGCAAAUGGGAAGCAAAGGGCUAUGUACAACUGAAGCCAGAAGCUCUUGUGUGGACGCCGUAUGUUAUGGGCCGAAGCAACGCCGUCAACUUUGAGCUGGGCCCGCCGAUGAAUGCUAUUGCGCCCAGGGAGGAUGACGAGGCCAAAGUUGACGAAGGCCUUGGUACGACUGGCAUUGAGGGUCAGUCACUAUUAAACGGAGAAAAGAAGGAUGAGCCAGUUCCAGAUACAGAUGUUGACACUGGUGCUGAACCCCAAGCAAACGUCAAUGGAGAAGCCGGAGACAAAGCAGCUGAAAGUGCCAAUGCCGACCCAGCCCCGGUUCAAUCCAUCGAAGACGUGGCACCGGGACAAGAGAAAGAUAAAGACGUUGAGAUGAAGGAUGCAGAAGAUGAUGGCCCACCUGCUUGGCUAAAGCCAUAUCAAGAUAUUCCAUAUACUCGCUUCGAAGUAUUCCCGGCCAUUCCUGGCGGCAGACGAGAGCGGGCAAGACCAAGCGUUAGCCGCCCGACUGCGCCUCGUACCGUUAGUAGCGUUUCAAGGCAAAAGCGCAGCAGCAACAGCCAUCGCUCUUCCUCCUCCAGACCCAAGAGCUCAUCCAAGAAAAAGACGGGCGGAACAGGCCGAGGGCCAGGUCGAUGGCCAAAGGGUACCAAGAAAUCCGACUAUGGAAAUGCAACUAGCGGUCCCGGUCUACCACCUGGGUGGAUGGACAAGCAAGCCAAGUUGCGAGCCAUCACUGAAGGGAAUGACCCCGAACAAGAGGUGGCAGUGGAAGAGCCAGCAGAGGACUCGGUCGUGGUGUCAAUGCGAGCUAAUGGAGCAAAAGCUAAUGGAAGUGCCGCUGCACGUAAAGCCUCUAGAGACGAGGAGGCAAACGGGGAACAAGCUGCUGAGGGAGAAGACGUUGACGCUGAAGGGGAGGACGUUUGA
Fusarium coffeatum is the source of this 3324-nucleotide messenger RNA. RefSeq lists its product as uncharacterized. Gene Ontology annotation, molecular function: histone acetyltransferase activity. The transcript has 3 exons. The record is from RefSeq and is a predicted model, not a curated record. Gene Ontology annotation, biological process: regulation of DNA-templated transcription. NCBI's taxonomy places the organism in Eukaryota, Fungi, Ascomycota, Sordariomycetes, Hypocreales, Nectriaceae. The coding region runs from base 1 to 3324 and encodes 1107 amino acids.